CAACCACAGAUACUACUUUUGAAAGAAGGAACUGACACAUCUCAGGGUAAACCCCAGCUAAUAUCGAAUAUCAACGCUUGCCAGAAUGUAGUGGAUGCUGUUCGCACUACUCUAGGACCCAGGGGUAUGGACAAACUGAUUGUAGAAAAAACGGGCAGGGCCACUAUAUCUAAUGAUGGAGCAACUAUACUCAAGCUUCUGGACAUUGUUCAUCCAGCAGCAAAGACCCUUGUAGAUAUUGCCAAAUCCCAGGAUGCUGAAGUUGGGGAUGGCACUACUAGUGUUGUAUUACUUGCUGGUGAAUUUUUGAAACAAAUAAAACCCUAUGUUGAGGAGGGUGUGCAUCCAAGGAUCAUCAUCAAGGCAGUUCGCAGGUCCCUACAAAUAUGCCUGGAAAAGAUCACUGAACUAGCUGUUAAAAUUAACAAGGCCAAUGCUGUUGAAUUCAGGACACUAUUAGAAAAAUGUGCAGCAACUGCUAUGAGUUCCAAAUUGAUCAACCAGCAGAGAGCAUUCUUCUCAAAGAUGGUGGUAGAUGCAGUUCUACUCCUAGAUGAUUUGUUGCCCCUCAAUAUGAUUGGUAUCAAGAAGGUUCAAGGUGGUGGUCUUGAAGACUCAAUUUUAGUGGCUGGUGUGGCAUUCAAGAAAACAUUCUCAUAUGCUGGGUUUGAAAUGCAGCCAAAAGUUUACAAAAACUGCAAAAUUGCUCUUUUGAACAUUGAACUAGAGCUGAAAGCUGAAAGGGACAAUGCUGAAGUUAGGGUGGAUAAUGUAAGGGAGUAUCAGAAGAUUGUGGAUGCAGAAUGGAAUAUUUUAUACAGUAAGCUUCAGAAGAUAUAUGAGUCUGGUGCCAAUGUUGUGCUGUCAAAGUUGCCUAUUGGGGAUGUUGCCACUCAAUAUUUUGCUGACAGGGACAUGUUCUGCGCGGGCCGAGUGCAAGAGGACGACCUCAGGCGCACUCUGAAGGCGUGCGGCGGCGCAGUGAUGACGACUGUGAACGACAUCGGCGACUCGGUGCUCGGCAAGUGUGAGCUGUUCGAGGAGAGGCAGAUCGGCGGCGAGCGGUACAACUUCUUCCAGGGCUGCCCGAACGCGAAGACUUGCACGCUGCUGCUGAGGGGUGGGGCCGAGCAGUUCUUGGAGGAGACGGAAAGGUCCCUGCACGACGCCAUCAUGAUCGUUCGCCGGACGAUCAAAAACGACGCCGUCGUGGCGGGCGGUGGCGCCAUCGAGAUGGAGCUGUCGAAGAUACUGCGCGAGCAUUCUCGCACCAUCGCCGGCAAGGAACAGCUGCUCAUCGGCGCUGUUGCCAAGGCGUUGGAGAUAGUGCCGCGGCAACUGUGCGAGAACGCCGGCUUCGAUGCGACGAAUAUUUUGAACAAACUGAGACAGAAGCACGCGCAGGGCAGCAACUGGUACGGAGUCGAUAUCGGCAAAGAAGACAUCUCCGAUAACUACGAGGCGUGCGUGUGGGAGCCGGCCAUCAUCAAGGUGAACGCUCUGACAGCCGCCACCGAAGCGACUUGUCUCAUUCUGUCCGUCGACGAGACGAUCAAGAAUCAGAAGUCCGCGGAUCCCGCCCAGAUGCCGGGCGGACGUGGUAUGGGCAGGCCCAUGUAAUAAUUGAUAACCAUGUUUUUCAUUAUUAUUAGUUUCAUGCUCGACUGACAUUUUCGCACUUCAUUUUUGUUCACGUACUUGCGGCCGUGCAUCGUUAUUAAGCGUUUCACAACAUUAA
Molecule: messenger RNA, 1738 nt
Organism: Phaedon cochleariae (mustard beetle)
Lineage: Eukaryota; Metazoa; Arthropoda; Insecta; Coleoptera; Chrysomelidae
Source: the annotation of a GenBank genome assembly